Emiliania huxleyi CCMP1516 is the source of this 7447-nucleotide messenger RNA. RefSeq lists its product as hypothetical. The transcript has 17 exons. The coding region runs from base 1 to 6966 and encodes 2321 amino acids. Gene Ontology annotation, molecular function: protein binding. The record is from RefSeq and is a predicted model, not a curated record. NCBI's taxonomy places the organism in Eukaryota, Haptophyta, Isochrysidales, Noelaerhabdaceae.
AUGCUCAAGGACCUUUCUAGCAGGCUGAGGGACUUGAAGGGGGCGUUCGGCGUGAGCAUCUCUUUUCCGGCGAAGCGCUGGGUCUGUGCUGACGGGCGCGCUGGAGACAUCGAGCCGUUCAAGUGCGACUCCGACCCGGCGCCGCGCGCAAGCUCGUCCACGCGCGACUUCACGCAGGAGCAGGCGGAGAAGGCCAUCCUCUUGGAGCACGAGGAGGACGCACUCGAGCCCACGAUCGAACCUGAGGAGCUCGCGGAGGUCAUCCGCAAGACACCCGAGUACAUCAAGCAGAAGGAGCUAGAGAUCGCCAACUUCAAGCACAAGGCCAAGGAGCGCGAGCAGAAGUGGGAGCAUCGCCUCGUCGCUGCACGCGCGGCGGUCACGCAGGCGGAGACAGAGGAGGCCGCCGCCGAGGUGGACCUCGCCGCCAAGGAGGGCAAGCUGAAGCAGUUGAAAUACUGCCAUCGAGUGCAGCUCCGGCUGCCGCGCCAGACGGUGGCGAGCCUCGUCGGGGAGAGCCGGACGCUGAGCGCCUGCCUGCUCAAGUUCGACAACGCGUCGAUCGGCUGCCGGCUCGCCCUCGCGCCGUCGGGCCACGGGCUCGUCGUGAGCGACGUCGCGGAGGGCUGUGCCGCCGACGCCGCAGGUCUUCUCUCAGACGACGUGAUCCUCAGCGCCAGCGUGAUCGCACGCGGGGACGAGACGCUCAAGGAGCCGCAACUCGUCAAGGACGCGUCGGCCAUCGCCUGCGCGCUCUCGCCCGCCGACGCAUCGCUGCGCCUCUUCCUGGGCAGCGAGGAGCUCCGCUUCGAGGAGCACCGGAUGAUGGCCGAGGACGACUUUGUGCGGUGCUACCGAACCUACUGCUGCGACAACGACCUCGUGCCGCUCGGCUCGGAUGCCGCGAGCGGCUUCGACGUCUUUGCCGACCAGGCGCUGCAUGACCCGAAGAAGCCGCUUGCUGGGCUGGCCGGCGACGAUCUCGACCAGCAGCUCCGCAGCCUGUGGGCAGGAGCUCGCCCGGAAACGCGCAAGAAGUGCGACGACUUCGCGCACAAGGCCCGCCGCAGCACCGGCCCCCUCACUGUCGCUGCCUUCUGCGCCUUCCGGGACAAGCAGCUGGCGCGGGUCCGACGCGAGUGGUCCGCGUGGCCGCAAGAGAGGGUGGACAAGAAGCUGCUCGAGCUGUCGGGCGUCAGCGUCCCCGCCGAGCGGCGGCAGAAGCUUCUGCGCCUCGCCACCGACCAGGCGCGCAAGCUGUCCAAGCCGCACUGCUCGGAGGCGCUCUCCGACUUCAAGCUGCAGGCAGUCUCCCACCGCCUGACCGACGAGGCUGGCGUCGUGACCGCACUCGCCGCUCUCGAGUCCUCGCUGACCAAGCUCCUCGGCGCCGGCGGGGUUGUCGAGCAGAUGGCCACCUUCCUCGAGAGCGACCUGGCGAGCGACGCGGACGAGUGGGCGUCGCUCCGCGACUGGGUUCUGGAGAUGCGCCGCACUCACCUCGAGCUGGUCCGCGCCAAGCGGUACGACGAGGCGACCGCGCUGCUCGACUCGGCCAAGGAGAACGUCGAGGGGCGGCGCGAGGCGCUGCUGGCCAGAAUGAACGAGAAGAAUGAGGAGGCGAUGGCGGAUGCUGCCCAGUAUCGCGCACGCCCCGUCGAGGACGAGAACACGUUGGAGAUGGACCACGCGGCGGCCGCCGAGGUCGAAGCGAAGGAGGUGCGCGCCGCGUUGAACAAGAGCUUGCUCGGAAAGGAGAAGGCGUUCCGGGUGGCGAAGCAUCGCGCUGUGGCGGAGCAUGACGGCCUGACGGCUGCAGCGGCGAUGGCUACCCUGAACGGAUCGCUCGUGGAGAAGGAGUACUUGGAGGCAAAGGAGGCGUCCGAAAACGCCGAUGCCGACGCCAGCCGCGCCAACUCGCUUUUGCGCAACCUCGAGCGAGAGGCGCGCGAGCGGGCGGCGAAAGCCAAGCGAGAGUACGAGGCGUCGGCGGCCUUGAGGGCGGCGGCUCAGGCGCACAGCCAAAAGGCGUCGAGGUUGCUCCAGGCAGCCGAGCACCAGCUCGAGUCGCUCGCCGAGCAGGCCGACGCCCACGCGGCAGUGCGGGCCAUGCUGAGGAGCGCAAAGACGACCCGCUUCGUCCGCGGGUGCAGCACCGGCGGCGCCCGCCCGAGCGGCAUGCCCGCCAUCGCCGAGGCCGAGGAUGAGAGAGAGGCGGUGGAGGCGCCGCACCAGCAGCAGGUCAUCACGCUGCAGCUGCAGGUCGAGCGCAAGAGUGCCAUCCGGCUCGCCGUCGAGCGGCGCAGCGUGCCAGCGCUGCAGGCGCUACUCUCUGCCGCGGCCGCAGGCGCCAAGGCCAGCUGGCAUGAGGCGCCAGACGUGCGCCGCGCGCUCGCGGACGCGUGGCGCGGCGCGCUCGCUUGCCCGCCGGUCGACAACAGCGUCGUGCUCGGCCCUCGGUCUGCGGCGCAGGCCGACGCCCUCGGCGGGUGGCGGGCGCCUCUCGAGUGCUUGUGGCAGGCGCUGCCCGCCGGCGCACUCACGCGGUGGUCUCUCGGCGCUGCCACCGAGGGCGAGGUCGAGGCGUGCCUCGCGUCGGAGUCGCGCACGACCAACGGCGUGCUGGCCGGUGUGCUCCGCUCCGACGACGGCUCGUUGCAUUCGCUGCUGGAGUUGCUCCUGAGCCAGCGCGCCGCCGACCCAAAGGCGGGGCCGCACGCCCUCGACCGGCUGAGGAAGAGACUCGGCGAGUGCGGCAUCGACGAGGAGAGCAAGCCCGGCACGCCGCUUGCGCCAGGAGCGGCCCUGUCGGUGCUCGCUGGCGCGCCAGCGGACCAGGAGCUCUGCUCGCUGCUCGAGGGCAUCGCCGCCCUGCUGCCCUUUGAGGUUGGAGGGGCGCCACCGCUGCUUGAAGCGCUGCAGGAGGCGGCUGCGGGCGACGUGCGCCCUCGUGCCCUGCUCGUGGCGCACUUGUGCGAGGAGGCUGCCGACCUGAGCUCGGGCUGGUCGCCCCUGCAUGUCGCGGCGUGCAUGGACGACGUCGAGGCGACCGAGGCCCUCCUGCAGGCGGGCUUCUCGGCGCUGGCUGAGGCGCCGCUCACGGGCGCGACGCCGCUCUCGUGCGCCGCUGUCUGCGGCAGCCAGCGCGCGCUCACCUCGCUCUGCGCGUUCCAGCUCCCAGCUAUCGAGGCGGAGUCCAUCAAGACGGAUGCAGAGAUGAGGGCGGCGCUGACGCGGCUGCUGCCCGCGGUGGCGGAGCAGUGCGACGAGUCCUCGGUCACUCGGCUCGGGCCGAUGCUCACCUUGCUCGUGCGCCACGGCGCCAACCCCGCCGCGCAGAGCGAGCCGUUCGAGCUGAGCGCUGGCAGCCCCGCCCGCUCCCUCUCCCCCUUCGAGAUGCUGCUGCGGCAGUGCCUCCCGUGGCUCGCGUGGGCGCACCUGGGGCUCGAGAGCAGCAGCGGGCAGGCAGAGGCGGCAGCGUGGCAAGCCGCGGCGCAGAGCCUCGCCGUCGGCACGGCAUUCGCGCGGCCCUCUGAGGGUGAGCCGCCCUCCGCCGCCGCGGUGGGGGCGCAGGCUGUCGGCCGGCUCCUCCUUGCGUACGUGCCGUUUGGCAUCUGGCCGGCGAAGGCGCAGGAGGAGCUGAGGACGGCGCUCGUCACCAGGCAGGAUGGGCGGUGGGCUGACGCGCCACUGCACGCCUUCGCCAUGGCGCCGCACGCGGCUCUGCUUCCCGUCGCGCUGCUCCAAGGCGACGCCGACCCCAACCUGAGGUGGCCGGACACAGGCCGCUGGUGCGGCCAGUCGGCGACGCACCUCGCCGCCGCGGGCGGGCUGUACGUCUGGGGGCGCGACAGGGACCGACCGACGGUGCGCAGUGGCGGCGAGAGUGGCGCCGACCUGCUCAGGCUGCUGCUCGACCCGCUGCUCGGGAGGGCCAACCCGCUGCAGCGCGACGCGCGCAGCAACCUGCCGCUGCACCUCUGCUGCGCCAUCGACGACCGCGCGGUGGCAGGCCUCCUCGCGGCGCAGCCGGAGAUGGGCGCCCACAGCUUCGAGGGCUACGGGACGCAGAACCGACGGCACGUGACGCCGCUCGCGCUCUGUGACGCAAGCGGCGGCGUGGCGGCGCUCGUGGCCAAGCUGCGCCAGGAGGCCGCGCGGCUGGCGCAAGCGGCGGAGGAGCGGCUGCGCGCCGCGGGCGGCACGCUGCCGUCGAUCGAUUCGAUCCUCCGCCCCGAGGCGAGCGUGGCCGAGCUGCUCAGCCUCCGCGGCGCCGCCACCGGCGCCACGUCCAAGGCCGCCAAGUCCAAGCGUGCCGCUUCACCCCGCGCGCCGCCGACGCACAAGCCAGAGAACGGCGAGGCGGAGGCAGAGGCGGAGGCGGAGCCUUCACCGGCGAGCCUCGUGGAGCGCAGCCGGAAGCUCGUGAAGCGUCUCUGCUUCGGCGCCCAGCCGAUCCGCGUCGUCCUCACGCGGCACGUCUGGCUGCAGCUGACGAUGAUGGACGUCGCCAGGCGGCGCAAGGCGCUGGCGCUCUUCCACACGCUCGCCUCUGGCGCGGGCGAGGCGACGUCGAGCCCUUGCCCCGGCUCGGAGGCGGUGCCGCUGCGCGUCAGCGCGAGCCUGGGCAAGGGCGGCGAGGCGGUCUUCGCCGUCGUGUGGGAGCGGAGCAGCGAGGGGCGCCCCUUCUUCGAGGCUGCGCGCGGCGCCGAGGCGAUCCGCGUGUGGUCGAUCGAGACCUCCGACGUGUCGCUGCACGAGGUGGCGCUGUACGUCGAGGAGGCGUGGGCCUACGGCGAGAGGGGGCGGCGCGACACCGAGGGCCGCUUCCCGAUGGGCACCACCAACGAGCUCUCGCACCCGAGCGACAAGUGGCACCCGGUCCACGCCGAGGACGGCGGCGAGCUGGCGGUACCCUACGUCAUCAAGUGGUACGCCGUGAGCGACACGCUGCCCAAGCUCCUCCUCCUCAACCCGGACGUGCAGGACGUCCAGCUGCCGCUCCUCCUCGACGCGCACGAGGAGGCGCUCGUGCCGCCGCCGCAGCCGACCUGCUCCACGCUGCUGGUCGGCCGCUCCGGCACGGGCAAGACGUCCCUCUGCAACGAGCUCCUCUACCGCACCCACGCAGCCAACGAGCGGCGCCGCGUCGCAGAGCAGCGCGUGGCUGAGGGGGCGCCGGCCCGUCUGGAGGCCGAUGGCGAGGGCGCGCCGCCGCACGCCAACGUGCUCUUCCUCUGCAAGAGCCGCACUCCCGAGCUGGACGCGCCCCUCUUCCUCUCCUCGUCCGAGUGGCUGGUGCUGCUCGACCGCUGCCUGCCGCCCGACCAGCGCUGGUUCAAGUCCGACCAGGAGGGCUUCGGCCGGCUGCUGCAGGGCCACAGCUCGCUCAAGGACAAGCAGCUGCACGUGGGCGCGCUCUACCGCGAGUACCUCGCGCUCGCGAGCAAGCAGUCGCCGCUCGAGCCCGCGAUGCGGCCCGCCGCGUACGACGCCUUCGAGGAGUACCUCAAGAAGAAGAAGAAGAAUGGCCUGUACGACGUCUUCCACCUCAAGACGCAGCCGCGGCGCCACUCGCCGCUGCACAAGGUCGUCAUCGACGAGGUUCAGGACCUGACCAUGGCGGAACUGGCGCUGCUGCACGACACGUCCGCCGAUGAGGACGGCUUCUUCAUCUGCGGCGACACGGCGCAGACCAUCACGCGCGGCGUCGGCUUCCGCUUCACCGACGUCAAGCUCCUCUUCGGCGGCAGGCCGAAGCUGGCUCAGCUCAAGACCAACUUCCGGACGCACGCGGGCAUCCUCGGCGCGGCCAACGCGCUCGUCGGCCUCGUCACGCGCCUCUUCCCAAACUCGCUCGACCGGCUCGAAGAGGGAGCCCUGCUGCCCGACACGGACCCCGCGCGGGUGGCGGAGAUGAUGCUCGCCGCGGACGACAUCGGGCUCGGCGAGAUGGGCGCGAACCAGGUCGUGAUUGUGCGCAGCGCCUCGGCCAAGAAGAAGCUGCCGCCGCUGCUGCGCUCGGGGCUCGUCCUGACUGUCGAGGAGAGCAAGGGCCUCGAGUUUGACGACGUCUGCAUCUUCGACUUCUUCGCCGACUCCGACAAGGCUUGCACCUGGCCGGUGGUCGGCGCCAUCGACGGCGAGGUGGCGCCGGGCGCGACCGCUCCGCACGCCUUCGACACGCUGCGCGAUCAGGUGCUGUGCGUGGAGCUCAAGAUGCUCUACGUCGCCAUGACACGGGCGCGCAAGCGCUGCUUCGUCUACGACUCGUCGACCGAGCGGCGCGCGCCCCUCUUUGGCUACCUCAGCCGCGCGGGCGUCGCCGAGAGCGGGCUCGAGAGCCUCCUCUCCGUGACCAAGACGAAGAGCCGCAAGUCGAGCGCGCAGGACUGGCUGCGCCAGGCCGCCAAUCUCGAGCGCAACAAGCUGUGGGCGCACGCCGAGAAGGCGCAGCCUCUCUCACACGCGUACCUCAAGGGCGCCGACCGCGCCAGCGCGCUCGUGAUGGGCGGAAAGCGCCUCUACUUCGAGGCCAAGGAGGCGAAGGACGCGGCGGCGACGGGCCGACUCCUCCACCUCGCCGCCGUCGCGCUGCUGCAGGGCGCGGCUGCGCAGCCGGAGGGCGCCGCCGCCGACAGGCUGCGCAGCUCGGCGGCGCAGGUGUGGUGUGAGGCGGCGAUGACUGCGCCGACGCCGCGCUCCGCGGCAAAGUCCUUCUACACCAAGGCGGCGGAGCUGCUGCGCGACGGCUUUGGCCGCGGCCGCUCUGCGUCGCGGUUGGUCGAUGCGCUCAGCUGCUUCGUGAGCGCGGCCGCGCAGGCGACGCUUGCACCGCUGCCGUCGAGACGCGUGCUUCCUUCAAUGCACGCUCCCUUCAAUGACGUGGCCUUGGCGGCCGGGCAAGAGGCGGCGGUGGACGAGGCGGUCAAGAUCGUGGCGGCGAGCCUCCGCUGGGGUGCUUAAGGCGGCCCCGAGCAUGUGGCAAAAAGCAAGCGGCCUCGGCGACCAGCGCGCCGGCCGGGAGACCGGCGGGUGGGGGGUGGGGAAAGGUGGGGGAAGGUCAGAGGUGGCGGGGCAGAGCUCUUAGCGAGGCCGUCCCGCCGCUAAUCUGUGGCCGCUCUCCCCUACCGAGAGGCGUGGGCGAGGCGCGGGGCGGGGCGGCAGAGGACUGUGCACAGCCAGCCAUGGCGUGCGCGCGGCAGGUCCGCGUGCGGCCGGCGGAUCCGGCGUGGCGCACCGUGUGCGCCGCGCACCACACACGCGCGCAUGUGGACACAUUUGGGACCGGAAGGUCGGUCGCUCCUCCCUGCCUCCGCGAGUGUUUACCGGCAUGUCGGGGACGUGAGGGGUCGGCUCGAACUCCCAUGGAGUCUGCCAGUCUCUAUAUCUCUGCGCACUCUGGGGUUGAUGCGCCGUUUCUCUUACUCUUUCCUCUUUUCGUCUC